This is a messenger RNA of Mobula hypostoma (lesser devil ray), 1105 nucleotides long. It is a transcript of the gene slc25a26, whose product is annotated as solute carrier family 25 member 26. The coding region runs from base 268 to 1074 and encodes 268 amino acids. Gene Ontology annotation, molecular function: S-adenosyl-L-methionine transmembrane transporter activity. Gene Ontology annotation, biological process: transmembrane transport. The transcript is spliced from 10 exons. Gene Ontology annotation, cellular component: mitochondrial inner membrane. NCBI's taxonomy places the organism in Eukaryota, Metazoa, Chordata, Chondrichthyes, Myliobatiformes, Myliobatidae. The record is from RefSeq and is a predicted model, not a curated record.
ACUCAGCAAGUCGAGCAUCAUCUAUAGGGAGGAAAGUUUAUUUCCUUUUAUAGAAGCUGCCUGGAUUGCUGGACUGCUACAGCAUUCUGUGUGUGUUGUUCAAAAUUUCCAACAUUCGUAGAAUCUCCUGUGCCGAUCGGUCAAAGCAUCCUGCCGGUCAAAAUCUUCCCUCUUUGGGCUGGUGCAUCAACCUGGAAGUACUUUUGGAGGUCACGGAAAGAUGGCGCUGCCUAGGUACCGCUGAACCGAGCCUUUGCAAAAAAAGUAAUGAUGGAGGUCAGGGAGUUUAUGUCGUCGUUAGUGGCCGGUGGUAUGGCAGGGACGUGCGUGGAUCUGACCCUGUUCCCACUGGACACGGUGAAAACCAGACUACAGAGUCAGCAAGGGUUUUACAAGGCUGGAGGAUUUCGUGGGAUUUAUGCUGGAGUUCCUUCUGCAGCUAUAGGAUCUUUUCCCAAUGCUGCUCUUUUCUUUGUAACCUACGAGUGCACAAAGUCUGUGCUGGGUCCACUGCUAUCUACUAAAGAGGCUCCACUUAUUCAUAUGUUUGCUGCUUCUUUAGGAGAGUUGGUGGCAUGUAUCAUUAGGGUUCCUACAGAAGUUGUCAAGCAGCGGUCCCAAGCUUGCCCCACUCUGGGUGCUCACCAGGUGUUAAUUGAGACAAUAAAACAAGAGGGUAUCCUAGGACUCUACAGAGGCUUUGCAAGUACAGUGAAGCGAGAGAUUCCCUUUGCUGUGGUUCAGUUUCCCUUGUGGGAGUUUCUGAAGGCCCUGUGGUCAUGGAAGCAAAAUCAUGCGGUUGAUUCUUGGCAGUCAGCAGUUUGUGGAGCAUUUGCAGGUGGCUUUGCAGCUGCAGUCACCACACCUCUUGAUUUGGUAAAAACAAGAAUCAUGUUAGCAAAGAAAGGUACUACGACAGCCAGUGGAAAGGUGCUACCAAUCCUGAGCCAUAUUUGGAAGACUCAAGGGAUUUCUGGCUUAUUUUCAGGUAUUGUCCCCAGAGUUACGUACAUCAGUCUUGGAGGUUUUAUUUUUUUAGGAACAUACGAUAAAAUCCACAAAGUGCUUCUAUAAUAUCAGGAAUGUGGCUGUAAUAUAAUUGAAC